Prosopis cineraria is the source of this 645-nucleotide messenger RNA. RefSeq names its product transcription factor MYBS2-like. Bases 1 to 645 code for a protein of 214 amino acids. NCBI's taxonomy places the organism in Eukaryota, Viridiplantae, Streptophyta, Magnoliopsida, Fabales, Fabaceae. The transcript has 2 exons. The record is from RefSeq and is a predicted model, not a curated record.
AUGGAAGUAGAAGUGAUUGAUCUCACAAACUCUCCUCCAUCUUCCCCAGAAAAUAUAAAGCCAUAUAAACCCUCAAGAAUCAUCAAAUUCACAGCUUAUAUUUUUUCCAGGAAAAUUCGAUUCAAGGUCAAGAAAUCUUGCUUACCCUCUUCCUCCACGUUUAACCCUAACCCUAAUCCUGCCAAUUCGGGAACUUCCUUGUUUUCUCAAGCUACCGAUGAUCAGCUUAAUUGGACUCCUAAGGAGCAUCAGCAAUUUUUGAUGGGGCUGAUGAAGUGUGGAGUAGGUCGAUGGAACAAAAUCGCCAAGAAGUUUGCGAAGAACAAGACAGCAAGACAAGUUGAGAGACAUGCCACCAAUUUCUUCAUCAGUUUCCUCCAAACGCAUCUCUCUUCUAAUAAUGAUCUCAUGAACACAUUGGCCUCUGCUUUGAAACCAAACCCUCAAAAUAAGAUGCAAGAAGAAGAAGAUCAUGUGGGCCCACUCCCACCACGAACCCUCAUGCUCUUCUCAGAUAAUGGAGAAUCUAGCAGCACCAGUGAGAUCUCUGGGAUGAUGAACACGACAAGAACAUCAUCACGUGUUGCUGAUGAUCACGAUGAUGAUGAUAAUGGUCAAGUUGAUUUAGAGCUGCGUUUGGGUUGA